GCGCUGGAGCGGCAGAUCUUUGACUUCCUGGGCUACCAGUGGGCUCCGAUCCUUGCCAACUUCCUGCACAUCAUGGCAGUUAUCCUGGGCAUCUUUGGCACCGUGCAGUACCGCUCCCGGUACCUCAUCCUGUAUGCAGCCUGGCUGGUGCUCUGGGUUGGCUGGAAUGCAUUUAUCAUCUGCUUCUAUUUGGAGGUUGGACAGCUGUCCCAGGACCGGGACUUCAUCAUGACCUUCAACACAUCCCUGCACCGCUCCUGGUGGAUGGAGAAUGGGCCAGGCUGCCUGGUGACACCUGUCCUGAACUCCCGCUUGGCCCUGGAGGACCACCAUGUCAUCUCAGUCACCGGCUGCCUACUCGACUAUCCCUACAUUGAAGCACUUAGCAGUGCCCUGCAGAUCUUCUUGGCUCUGUUCGGCUUCGUGUUCGCCUGCUACGUGAGCAAAGUAUUCCUGGAAGAGGAGGACAGCUUCGAUUUCAUCGGCGGUUUUGACUCCUACGGAUACCAGGCGCCCCAGAAGACGUCGCAUUUACAACUGCAACCUCUGUACACGUCUGGGUAGCGUUUACCCCACGCCCACCCCUGCGGUUAGACUGACCGCCGCUGCCACGAGCUCUGGCCAAGAUGGCAGGCGCGCCCCCUGGCGGCUCCCUGACUCACUGCAGCCUGAGCCGGCGGGAUCUGUGUCUGAAGAGGACUUGGACUUGGCCCUUAGCAGCCUGGACUUGAGGGGUGGGGCGGGGAGAAUCGCGGGGUUUGUAUUUUUUUUAAUCUCAGCCUUGACGUGUGCGGGCGACCCCACCUCCCACCCCCGCCCUUCUCCAGCCUCCCCUUUCUCCCUUCUUCCCCCAGCAUCCUGUCCCCUGUCCAGAGGGAGAGGGCAGGAGAAACACACACACCAUCUCACCACAUUUAUUCACCAGCCCUGGGGAAAGUUCCCCCGAACUAUGAAGAGGAGGAGUCCUGAGUUCUAAUCGCAGCUCCAUCACUAACUCUGUGUGACAUCUGGCAAAGCCCUUGUCUUCUCUGGGCCUUAGCUUCUCACCUCAAAUAAUUAAAAUAAUCCCUUAGUAAAUGGAGCUCUUUCUAGCCUUUUCAUUUGACUCUCAAUUCCCUGGACUAUACUGGGAUUUUACUAUAAUCCCCAUUUUGGAGAUAUGGAAACUGAGUCCCAGAGAUGUAAAGCGAUUUACCUGAGGUCACACAGCUGCGUUUUUGGUGGAGGCAGGACUUGAACACAGUAUAUCAUCUGUAGUUUCAGACUCCAAAACCCAGUGUCCGGUCUCUGAAUUCCAUUUCCAAGCCCCCUUCCAACUUGGACACUCUAGAAACCAUAUGACAUACACCACGCUCACAUACCACCGCCACCACUUGCCAACGCCUCUCUUAAAGCAAUAUACCCAUUCUCUUGUUGGGAAUGGGAUGGACGGAUCCCAGAGCCCUGCAUUCAGCCUGACCUACAGGGAAGCCUUCUUAGACUCGGCCUCUGCCCACCCUUGGCAAAGCUUUUGAGCUUUCUCUAGCAAAGGGGGGGACACAACCCCAUUGCCCCACUCCCAGGUCCCCGAGGCUGCUGCACCCAUGACCCCUCACCCCCUCAGCAACUCCGCCAACCUCUAAGGAUGCCAUCCACUUCAUCUGAUGAAAGACCAGUGGUUCCAGCAUGGAAAAGGGCUCAUCUGUGCUUCCUGGUCACCAGUGUUGAAAGAUCACCAGUGUUCACGAUCGCACCGGUGUCCAGGAGCACCCUCUAACAAGCCCAGAAGUUGUUCCAGAGAGGCAGAAUGGAGGGGGGUGCCAUCGGGGAGGGGGGUCUGGAGGGCCAGCACUCUUCCUUAAGAGCAAGUCAACGUAAGGGCUCAGUCUCUUCACCUUCCUCCUCAGACACCUCUGAGGACCCUGCAUCCCGUGUGCUGGCUGGUGAAUCUGAGGGCAGGAGGAUUGGGCCUCAGCUUCCAGUUUGUGAAACAGGAGGAGCCCUGGCUUAGGAAGGAGGGUGGGAGGCCUGGGGGAACCAGAUGGAAGUACAGACGGUUGUACACCCUCCAUGGUGACCAUUCCUCACUCUCCACGCUCUGAUCUGCCAUCCCCUCCUGUCUCAGGCCAAAAUAUCCUGAACUCAGACCCCACCACAUGUGCAGGUCUGUGCUGAAGGGCCAACCCUGGGCAUUUCUCUGGUCACUGCAGAACCUGAGCUACCAGUGCAGCUCAAGAGGGUGACGGUUCCCUCCGGCCUGGCUGCUGCACUGCCUCUGGGCCAACUUCUGCCUCCAGCCCUCUCUUCUCCCACUCCUAGGCGGCUGUCAUCUCACCCUGAAUCCCUUUUCUACUCAGCGGGUUUAGCCACUGGUGCUUUGAAGCCUUUUGUUUUUAUAAGAUGGUUUGUUUUUUCAAGGAGACCAGGUUUUCGUCUCACUGGGACCUUGCAAGGCAGGGAGUGUCGCCCUGGUUUCUGUGCAGGUGGGAUGAUUAAAGACGGUGUUUUCUUCUCUCUUCCUGUCCUGCCCAUGAGUCUGCAGGGUCUUCUAAGGGAAAAGUCUUUGUAUGAAGGGUGGGCAGAGGUUGGGAACCUAUGUCAUUGUCAUGAUCAAACAUUCCUGGGACACUGGCCUGUGCCUCUGGCUGGCUGUGUGGCUUUGGGCAAAUGAUCCUCCCUGUCUUUCCUGAUCCAUAAAAUGCACAGAGGGGAUUAGGUCAGUGGUUUCCAAACCUGGCUUCACAAUCUCUUAGAGAGCUUUCUAUUUUUCUGAUUAAGUGUAUCUUAAGAUUAUGCUUUCAAAUAUCAUUGGCAUCUUGGCUCUGCCCUCUUCUGAUGAUUCAGUUCCUGACUUGGAAUAAACUGGCAGACAGUGCUUUAGACACAGAUUCCUGUCUCCCAGCUGGGACAUCCUGGCUCUCUCUCUGACCAUACCACAAGAAUCAGUCUUUUGAAUUUUAAACAUUUAUUUUUGUGUGUAAAUAAGUAAUAUGUAUAUAUGGCACAGAAUUCAGAAAGUUUCAGGGUGCUUUGUACUCUUCACCUAUUUUCCAUAUCUUUCCAAAGAUAGUCAAUUUUUUUUAAAAAUUACAUAAAAUUUUCCCCCUCACACAAGGUAAAAUAUGUUACUUACUCUUCAGCUCUACUUUUUUCAACCUAACUCUUGGAAAUCUCCCAAUAACACAUGUGGAGCUGUCUUCCAUUCUUCCACAGUGAUUUGGUAGAACUGAGAUUUUUAAGAUCUCCAGGUGACCUUGCAGUUAGGACCAAGAACCAGAGGUUCCACAUAAGCAUGCCAGGUUCACUAUGCCAACCUCUGUGGCCCACUCCUGGUUGUGGAAUCAGAGGGAGACAAAUCAAGGAGUUUAUGGUCUAGUGGGGAGCCCAUGGAGUGAUCAGGCAGAAGGGUGGAUGCUGGUGGCAGGUGGUCAAUGCUAAGGACAGUUUAGCAUGAAAGGCAGUUGUUAAUAGGUGCUAACAGCGUGAGCAAAGGUAGGGAAGGAGGAAAGCCCAUGGUGUCUGGGGUAAGAAUGGCCAGAGACGAGCUAGCUGGAGAAAGGUUCAGUGGGGAAUGUAUUAGAUUUCUAUUGCCGUCAUAAAUUAUCACAACUGUAGUAUCUUAAAGAAAUACACAUUUGUUAUCUUAAAGUUCAGUAGAAGUCCAUCAUGGGUCUCACUGGUGUAAAAUUAAGAUGUCUAGAGGAUUGCAUUUCUGGAGGCUCUAGGGGAGAAUCCAUGUCCUUGUCUUUUCUAGCUUCUAGAGGCUCCCUGCAUUUCUUGACUCUUGGCCUCUCUCUUCAAAGCCAGUGACAUCACAGCUCUGAUCCUUUUUCCAUCAUCACAUCUCUCUAAGCACAGCCAGGAAAAGUUCUCCACUUAGAAGGAUCUGUGUCCAGGAUAGUUUCCUCCUCUCAAAGUCUUUAAUCCCAUCUACAAAGUCCCUUUUGCCAUCUAUCACAUUCACAGUUUCCAGAAAUUAGAGUGGGGACAUCUUUCCCGGGGCAGGAGGUCAUUAUUCUACCUUCCACAGGGAAGGAGUCCUAUCCUGCAGCCCUGAAUGUCAAACCAGAGUGCAUCAGAAUGUCAAACCUGGAGUGUGUGUGGGGUGGAGGGGUAGCUAUUGAAGGACUUUCAGCAGAAGCUAUUCAGAAUUGUCCCUUAGUGAGAACUGGCAGGGCUGGAACAGUGGGUUGGAGGGGGGAAGCAGGAAACAGUGUUUUGUCUGGAAGAGGUUUAGGGUUUCUCUCUUCUCUGUGUAAACGUGUGUUCUUGGAGGUAUGUGUGUGACCAGGAGCUCUAUGUGUGUAAACUUGGGAUGGCCCCUGCAGUAGAGUCACGAUCAGCAUGAGCUGCAGGACACAGGCAUCCCUUGGUCACUGUUCAUCACUCUAGAAACUAGUUAAGCUGGUCUUCCCACAAAGCCCAGAACUGGGACUUCCCUGGUGGUCCAGUGGUUAAGAAUCCAUCUGCCAAUGCAGGAGACACAGGUUCGAUCCCUGGUCAGGGAAGAUGCCACAUGCUGCAGGGCAACUAAGCCCGUAUGCCACAAUU
Dama dama (fallow deer) is the source of this 4530-nucleotide messenger RNA. It is a transcript of the gene NKAIN1, whose product is annotated as sodium/potassium transporting ATPase interacting 1. Gene Ontology annotation, biological process: regulation of sodium ion transport. Lineage: Eukaryota; Metazoa; Chordata; Mammalia; Artiodactyla; Cervidae. The transcript has 6 exons. The record is from RefSeq and is a predicted model, not a curated record. The coding region runs from base 73 to 564 and encodes 163 amino acids.